Molecule: messenger RNA, 1755 nt
Organism: Striga hermonthica
Lineage: Eukaryota; Viridiplantae; Streptophyta; Magnoliopsida; Lamiales; Orobanchaceae
Source: the annotation of a GenBank genome assembly
AUGGGAUCGUUGACCGACGACCCUCGGCUUCUGCUGAGGUUUCUUAUAGUUUCGUGUUUCAUUUUCGUCGCGAUGAUGGUGGUGGAGUGUAAGGACUUCAGUUGGACGGUGGAAUAUAUUGAAGGCAAUCCAGACGGGGUCGAAGGUAUUGUCAUGGCCAUCAAUGGCCAGUUUCCAGGCCCGGAAAUACGAGUUCGGGCUGGAGAAACCGUUCGAGUUAAUCUCACCAACGGGCUUUCCACCGAGACCGAAGGGGUUGUCAUUCAUUGGCAUGGGAUCAGACAGUUAGGAACGCCGUGGGCAGAUGGGGCGGCGUCUAUCUCACAGUGUCCUAUUAUGCCGGGAGAAAGUUUUGUUUACGAGUUUCUAGCUGACAAGCCGGGUACAUACUUUUACCAUGGACACUACGGGAUGCAAAGGACGGCCGGGUUGUACGGCAUGCUGGUAGUUGACGUGGCACAAGGAGAGGAAGAAAAGAUCAAAUACGAUGGGGAGUUCAACAUGUUACUCAGUGAUUGGUGGCACGACACUGUCCAGACACAGGCGGUACAUCUUGACAGCAAGCCUAUGAAAUGGAUUAAUGAGCCACAGAGCUUGUUGAUUAAUGGGAGAGGACAGUACAAUUGCUCCUUGGCGGCAAAAUAUGAAACCAAUACCACAGCUUGCACUCUAAGAGGCAGUGAGUCGUACGCGCCAUACAUUUUCAAGGUGGACCCAAACAAGACCUACAGGUUCCGAAUAGCAAGCGCCACCUCAUUGGCUUCACUCAACUUGGCAUUUGGGAACCACAUGGUGGAGGUGGUGGAAGCUGAUGGCAACUACGUGCAACCCUUCAACACGUCCAACAUAUACAUCUACCCGGGCGAGACCUACUCAAUCCUCCUCCGAACCAACCAAGACCCGACCCAAAACUAUUGGAUCAGAGUCGCAGUCGUAGCACGGGACCCCAAAACUCAUCCAGCCCUAACCUUCCUCCAAUACUCCCCCAACUCCGCCAGCGUUCUCCCGAGCUCUGCCCCACCCCCCGCCCCCUUAUGGAACGACUUCCCCGCCGCAAAAAACUUCUCCAAACAAAUCCUCGCCCGAGACGACACCACUCACCCACCCCCUCCAGCCACCUCCAAACCCCGCACGCUCGUCCUCCUCAACACUCAAAACCUCAUCGAUGGACGCACAAAGUGGGCCCUCAACAACAUCUCCCUCGUCCUCCCGACCACCCCGUACCUCGCCGCGAUCAAGAACAACAUCCCGGAUGCCUUUGACCGCCGGACACUACCCGACUGGCCAGAAUACAUUGGAGGGUACGACAUCACGAAGCCGCCGGAAAAUACGGCGGCGACCACCGGCGACAUGGUAUACACGUUCGGGACAAAUGAGACGGUGGAUGUGAUCCUGCAGAACGCGAACGUUCUGGCGCCGGUGGGGAAGAGCGAAGCGCAUCCGUGGCACUUGCACGGGCACGACUUCUGGGUGCUGGGAUAUGGGGAAGGAAAGUUUACGGAGGAUGAUAGGAAAGGUUUCAACGUGAAGAACCCGCCGGCGAGGUUCACGACGGUCGUUUACCCGUUCGGGUGGACUGCGGUGAGGUUCGUGGCGGAUAAUCCAGGGGUUUGGCCGUUCCACUGCCACAUAGAGCCGCACAUGUACAUGGGGAUGGGGGUCGUGUUCGCGGAGGGGGUGGACAAGAUCGGGACCCUGCCGCCGAAUGGGUUCACGUGCGGGAAGAUGGGCCGGACUAUAAAUGGGAAAUCGUGA